AUUGAAUCCUAAAUCAUUGGAUUAAUACGCUGAUUAAACAUGGAUGCGAAUGCCAUUGAUCUUCCGGGAAGUGUUUGGAUUAAAGUCAGAGAAGUGUUGGACACGAAUCCUGCACCAAGGAACUGGAGAGCCUUAAUUGGAACUUUGGAAACAUCCAACAUGAUACAUCAGAGAUACAAAAUCACCCCUCAGCAAGUCGAGCUCUGGGCUCAAGGGAUCGGAAAAGAGAGUGCAGCAGGGAAUCUGAUUACAGAGUUGGGCUCACAAGGCAUGACCGUCGGGGAUCUGACAGCUCUGCUGGAAGAGACAGGCAUCGAUACGUAUCUGCUGGGCCUCUCUAGUUAUGAGGAAAUAAAAAUCACACAUAGCCCAGGGAGAAAAAUGAAUAUCAAUGAGGGAGAUACCCUGGUGUUGGAGAUAACGGCCACGGGAAAACCACACCCACGUUUUCAGUGGUUCUUUUGUCCAGAUGGGCAAAAGGAGUUUAAUAAAUUGAAGGGAUGUACCGAUAAAACGCUCAAAAUAAUCAAUCUCACUUCUGCUAAUGCUGGUAGUUAUUCAUGCCAGAUCCACAACUGUUCCGAUCCCCAGGAGACAAAGAUUACUGAAAUAUCCCACGUGUCUAUCACGUCAAAACAGAACUCCGUCUCUGAUCGGCUUAACCCGCCAGUUACUGAGAAACUUGCAAAAAUGCCUCUAACACCAACGACUAUUCGUCACACUGGGCAAGAUCAUGAAAUAACGAUAAUUUCUCAUCCAACAUCAAAGGAGCUUGAGUUGGGUGACCGUGCCUUGUUUAUGGUGGAGGCUCAAUGUGGUUUGCCCCUCCGAUACCAGUGGAUCAAGGACGGGAAAGAAAUUAUAGGUGCAAAUGGCUUUAAGUACAAGAUCGACAACAUACAAGACGCGAGCUACAAAGGCGUUUACCAGUGUGAGGUCAAGGCCAUGAGCAUGACGGUAGACGGGCGGGAAAUUCAGAGCAGUCGCGUGUUAACAAACCCAGCCUUGUUGGAUCUUCAUAUACACUCUGCCAAUCUAUAUAAACGUUAG
Molecule: messenger RNA, 1050 nt
Organism: Mya arenaria
Lineage: Eukaryota; Metazoa; Mollusca; Bivalvia; Myida; Myidae
Exons: 8
Coding region: 40-1050 (336 amino acids)
Source: RefSeq, a predicted model, not a curated record